This is a messenger RNA of Alligator mississippiensis (American alligator), 2489 nucleotides long. RefSeq names its product palmdelphin (gene PALMD). Gene Ontology annotation, biological process: regulation of cell shape. Gene Ontology annotation, cellular component: cytoplasm; membrane. The transcript is spliced from 8 exons. Bases 255 to 1916 code for a protein of 553 amino acids. The record is from RefSeq and is a predicted model, not a curated record. NCBI's taxonomy places the organism in Eukaryota, Metazoa, Chordata, Crocodylia, Alligatoridae.
UUCCAACUUGUCAGUCAACUCAUGCCAGCACUCUCCACGUCUGCCUCCCCAGCACACCCUCAUUACACGUGUCUGUCUGGACUGAUUCACUCAUCUGUUCAGAGACUCCUGAUAAGUCAGGAAUUCUUCCUUCUCUCAGCUGUGGAAUUGAAUCUCAGACAUCUCAGCGUUUUUCCUGUAACCCCCUCAGGAAGCUCUUUGCUUAUGGUAUCAUUUCAUCUCCCUUCACUACUAGUCUGUUUCUGAUUUCUAGAAUGGAAGAAGCUGAACUGCUGAAGGAAAGAUUCCAGGCCAUAACAGACAAAAGAAAACUGCAAGAAGAAAUCACGCAGAAACGUCUGAAAAUAGAAGAGGAAAAACUAAAACACCAACACUUAAAGAAAAAGGCCCUGCGAGAGAAAUGGCUCUUGGAUGGACUAAGUGCUCUCACUCCAAAAGAACAAGAAGAAAUACAAAAGCAGAAUCUAAAGGACCAAGAACGGACCAAUGAGCUGGAACAAAACAUCUUCAGACUUGAAAAAGAAAUUGAAGCUCUGGAAAAAGAAGAAAUGAAGAUCUCAGCUAAUGAAGCAGCAAUUUUAAAGAAACUUAAGUCAGUUGAGAGAACAGCUGAAGACAUAAUAAAGUCUGUGAAGGCAGAAAAAGCAAGUGUUCAUGAAGAACAAGCAGACUACAUAUACGCCAACAUACCUGACCUGCCAAAGUCCUUCAGACCUUCUGUGCUGAAAAGGAUAGGACAUACUGGAACAGAGGAUGAUGAAGAAAACAGAAGAGCAUUAUUUGCCAUGGAAAUUAAAGUUGAAAGAGAUAUGAAGACUGGGGAGAAUACUGUCUUGUCUACAAUUCCUCUUCCAUCUGAUGACUUCAAGGAGACAGGAGUAAAAGUCUACGAUGAUGGGAGGAAGUCUGUCUAUGCAAUGUGUUCCAAUGGCAGCGUAACACACAAUGGCAUGGAUGAACUUGCACCUGUUGAGGUGGAGGACCUUUUAAGGAAAGCGACUGAAAAAAAUUCUAAAUCCCCUACAGAGUAUCAUGAGCCUGUGUAUGCAAACCAGUUCUGCAGGCCAACAACUCCCCAGACAGAUAGAUUAGUUUGCAGGCCAAAUAGGGAAGAUACACUUAAAAAAGAAAUGAAUGGACUUGGCAAUCACCUGAAUGAAUCCAUCUAUAACAAAGGCAAUAGGCAAAGUGGAGAAAACAGUUUUGAUCUUCCAAAGGCACCAUUGCCAAAGUCUUUAUCACCAGGGCCCCUGCAAAUGGAGGAAAAGUCACACAUUAGUCCAAAAAGCAGGGUAACGCAGGACAGAGAGAAAGAAGCUCUACAACUACAUUUAGAAUCCUGUCAGUAUACAAGAGAUCGCCGCUGUGAGACAGUGCUUAUGAACUCUGAGCACACCCACGAAACAUCACCUGCACCUCAGGAAGAUGAUAAAGAUGUUCGAUAUAGCAUUGUUCAAGCUGUGCCAUGUUACGUGGAUGAUACAGAACCUGUAACAAUGGUUUUCAUGGGUUAUCAGCAUGUAGAUGAUGAAGCAGAAGCAAAUAAAAACUUGUCAGAAUAUGAUGGAAUUAUUCGAGCAGAAUUAGUCAUAAUUGGUGAUGAUGAUGACGAAGACAACAGCAGCAAAUCUGAGAAUCCAUCCUAUCAUCCUGUCGGUCCUUAUAGUCAAGUUUAUCAACCAGUUAAACAGCAACAAGCAGAUGCUCAAAAGAGAAUCCCAGACGGCAGCCUACAUGGAAAUCUAAGCAAAUUACCCCACAAAAAUUCUCUCUCACUACAAGAGCAAGAGGAAUGCUUAAACUCCCCUAUGCAUCAUGCCCAUCCUCAGGGCCAGACAUCUGGAGAUGGUACUGAAGAUCCCUCAUUAACAGCUUUAAGGAUGAGGAUGGCAAAGCUGGGGAAAAAGGUGAUUUAAACAGCCACAGUGUCAUGGACCUAGAAUUAGGUUUUGGUUCAAAGAAGAAUAAAGCUUAGAGGAAGAACACUUUUAUCCCAUUUUCUGGACUUUAACACUUUUUUUGCUUAUGUAAAAUUAUAUUGUACACAUUUUUGUACCUAUUCCUAAAACUGCUGACCUUAAAAGACCAUCUAGUCAAAAAGAAAAAGGUAAGGUAGGGAAGAGGUAUAUCACCGUCAGGUAUCUGAUUACCAUUUGUAUGUAUACAUAUUUAAGAGCAGUGCAAAUCAAAUUCCAAGGUCCUACUGAAGCAAAAUUUGCAGUAAAAUCAGUGGGAGAUUUGUUCAAGUAAAACCUAAUCUGUUUUACCUUUAUACAGGCAGACUGAUAUACAUACAGACGCUCAGCUACAGUAAGGAACAAUAGUUGCCAGGUGUACGGAACAAUAAAACACCUCUUGUGCAAAUUAAUUUUCCCACAAUGUACACACACUUGAAUGUGUAACAACCCAGUUUGUUUAAUUUUUAAAAUUGGCUUGCUGUAUUUUUACUGAAAGUUUGAAGCAAAUAAAGUACUUACUUAAAAGUAGAA